Eleginops maclovinus (Patagonian blennie) is the source of this 4552-nucleotide messenger RNA. RefSeq names its product FERM domain containing kindlin 2 (gene fermt2). Gene Ontology annotation, cellular component: focal adhesion; extrinsic component of cytoplasmic side of plasma membrane. Bases 295 to 2382 code for a protein of 695 amino acids. Gene Ontology annotation, biological process: integrin-mediated signaling pathway; cell-matrix adhesion. Gene Ontology annotation, molecular function: integrin binding. The record is from RefSeq and is a predicted model, not a curated record. Lineage: Eukaryota; Metazoa; Chordata; Actinopteri; Perciformes; Eleginopidae. The transcript is spliced from 17 exons.
GGGGGCCAGUAGGCGACCAGGACAGCUCCCAGUAUGAAAGGAAAAGUGGGAUUGGAGCAGUGACGUUAUCUGCUGGUGGAAAGAGGGAGGGAGAAAGAGGGACGGCUGGACUCCAUUAAGCCGAAGCCUGCAGGAAAACUGUUUGGGAUACUUCACUUCUUCAGCGACUUCCUCGGGGAUUGUUUCUGUUUUUAUUGUCUGAAAAAACACUUCAUACAUGAUUUAAAGAGGGGGAACUUGUUUUGUACCGAGUAGUCGACUGUUUUAGUGUUUUUUUUCCCGUCUUUGUGAAGGAUGGCGCUGGACGGGAUCCGGAUGCCCGAUGGCCACUAUGCCGACGGGACGUGGGAACUGAAGAUGCAUGUCACGGAUCUCCACAGGGACGUGUCGCUGAGGGUAACUGGGGAAAUCCACAUCGGCGGAGUCAUGCUCAAACUCGUGGAGAAACUAGACGUGAAGAAGGACUGGUCAGACCAUGCUCUGUGGUGGGAGAAGAAGAAGACAUGGCUGUUGAAAACCCACUGGACGUUGGACAAGUACGGCAUCCAGGCCGACGCCAGGCUGCUCUUCACGCCGCAGCACAAGCUGCUGCGCCUCCAGCUGCCCAACAUGAAGCACAUGAAGGUCAAGGUCAACUUCUCCGACCGAGUCUUCAAGGCCGUGUCCGACAUCUGCAAAACUUUCAAUAUCCGCCACCCAGAGGAGCUAUCUCUACUGCGUAAACCCCGGGAUCCCAAGAAGAAGAAGAAAAAGUUGGAGGAGGCAGAGGAGGACGAUCUGGAGCUGGAGGGUCCACUGUUAACCCCCGGAUCAGCCUCUGAGGUUAUAUACAUCGGACCUGUCAAAGGGAGCAUCUACUCCAGUCCAGGCUUGUACAGUAAGACGAUGACCCCCACCUAUGACUCCAGAGACGGCAGCCCGCUCUCGCCCACCACCGCCUGGUUUGGGGACAGCCCCCUCUCGGAGGGAAACCCCAGCAUCCUCGCUGUGAGCCAGCCCAUCUCCUCCCCAGAUAUCCUGGUGAAACUCUACAAGCCCCAGUCUCUGCUGGACAAAGCAAAAAUCAACCAGGGGUGGUUGGACUCAUCCAGGUCUCUGAUGGAGCAGGAUGUAAAGGAGAAUGAGGUGCUGCUGCUGAGGUUUAAAUACCACAGUUUCUUUGACCUCAACCCUAAGUAUGAUGCCAUCCGAGUGAACCAGCUCUAUGAACAGUCUAAGUGGGCCAUCCUGCUGGAGGAAAUUGAGUGCACAGAGGAGGAAAUGAUGAUGUUUGCUGCCCUGCAGUACCACAUCAACAAGCUGUCAAUCAUGUCUUCAGACAACCACAUGAAUAACAGUGAGAAGGAGGUGGAUGAGGUGGACGCAGCCCUGUCAGACCUGGAAAUUACCUUGGAAGGAGGGAAGACUUCCAACACACUGGGUGACAUCACAUCUAUUCCUGAGCUAGCGGACUACGUCAAAGUCUUCAAGCCCAAGAAACUGACGCUGAAGGGCUAUAAGCAGUACUGGUGCACGUUCAAGGAUAUCACAAUUUCCUGUUACAAGAGUAAAGAGGAGGCUCAUGGGACACCUGCUCACCAAAUGAAUCUUAGAGGUUGUGAGGUAACUCCAGAUGUGAACAUCUCGGCUCAGAAAUUCAACAUCAAGCUGCUCAUCCCUGUGGCGGAUGGCAUGAAUGAGAUCUGGCUUCGGUGCGACAUGGAGAAACAGUACGCCCACUGGAUGGCCGCGUGUCGCCUGGCCUCCAAAGGGAAGACCAUGGCCGACAGCUCGUACAACCUGGAGGUCCAGAACAUUCUGUCCUUCCUCAAGAUGCAGCACAUGAACCCUGACCCUCAGUUCAUCGAGCCAAUCACCACAGACAUCAACCCAGAAUGCCUGGUGUCCCCGCGCUAUCUUAAGAAGUACAAGAACAAGCAGCCAGGCUCUGUCAGGGACUUGAUUUCCGCCCGGAUCCUUGAAGCCCACCAGAACGUGGCCCAGAUGAGUCUCAUUGAGGCCAAGAUGCGCUUCAUCCAGGCGUGGCAGUCCCUGCCAGAGUUUGGAAUGACGCAUUUCCUUGCCAAGUUCCAGGGAGGGAAGCGGGAGGAGCUGAUCGGCAUCACUUAUAACCGUUUGAUCCGCAUGGACGCGAGCACCGGAGACGCUAUUAAGACCUGGCGCUUCAGCAACAUGAAACAGUGGAACGUCAACUGGGAGAUAAAGAUGGUGACGGUGGAGUUCGCAGACGAGCCCAGUCUGGCCUUCAUCUGCGCAGAGGUGGACUGCAAGGUGGUGCAUGAGUUCAUCGGUGGCUACAUCUUCCUGUCCACGCGCGCCAAGGACCAGAACGAGUCUCUAGACGAGGAGAUGUUCUAUAAGCUGACCAGCGGAUGGGUCUGAGCUGCCCCCCCCAAACCACCAGGGGCCAACGAUUGUAGGUCAGGGGCCAGGAGGGGAGUGGCUGGGGGGUUGGAACUACAGUGUAUGGGGUUUAUUUGUAUUCUAACUAUUUCUCAGUCUGUUUAAAUGUUUGGAGCCGUGCUGAAAAGUCCAGAACGCAGCCAACGUUGCCACGGCUGACACUGUUUUAUUGAUAUAGUAUUUCUUUGCAUAAACGCUGACCGGGUCUUUGUUACAACACUAACUUUCUGGUGAACGCAGGCCAGAAUAUAAACUUUCAAACGCAAACUCCUGUGGUUGAGCAGAAGCCUUACACACACCUGAAGCAGGAAGUGCCUGUGUUCUCCUCUCCUCCUGGACUGAUGGCCGUCAACAUUACGUCCAUGUUCCCUUUAACGCCAAUCAGAUGCCUCAUUGAAUCCCAAAGAUGUUUUUUUUUUCUCUCACUGCCUUUUUUCUCUCUCUUCUAAUAACUGAGCUGACAUCAGACUGUCAUUAAAACAUUUGUAAUCGUAGUGCCACAGAUAGCUGCAGUUAUAUCAAUUUAUUUAUCCUAAAAGACGGACUUCCUCCAAGUCCGAACAAAAGGCGACUGAGGCACUACAUGUCCAUCCUAUCACUAUGAAGGGUUCAUCUCUUUAAGUCACAUGUAAGCACUUCUACAGUAUACAGUCCUGUUCAUGAAUAAGCUGUUGUUCAAUUUCCUUUUUGCUUUUGAUGUCCUUGUGUUUGUUUUUGAGCUCGCCCAGAGGGUCGAGUCUCUGUAAUGAAUUCUUGUUGUAUUAGCUGAUGGGUGUGACAUUGAGAGGUUUGUUUUGUAUUUAAUAAACUGCUAAUAGUGAGCAUGUCUGGAGACACACUACAGUAUAGCGCACCGGGAUGAGUGUCCUGCGGGUUUAGAAAUCUUGAUGAUGUAAAUGUCCCUAGUGUAAAGAUUUUUAUCCGGAAAACACAUUCACUUCAGUGCUCAUUAUAUCUAAAAGUUUUUCUUCAAACAAGCAUUUGUAUAACUUUUGUUGGUCGGCAUGUUGAACUAAGAUUGCUUACUAAUGUCUGUGUAUUUAAAAUAUCUCAUCAUCAUGUUUUUAAAAAUGUAGGAAGGCUCAACAUGAAGCUACGUGAUGUAAAGAUGUUAAAUAUUAUUAAAGGCAGACUUGGCAUGAAGGCAAAUUAAUAUGGCGUCUAGAUUCUGCCAAAUCUCAUCAUCAUAUUUGAAAUUGUAUCCAAAGAUUUCUGAACCCCUGGCGUCUCAUCACGUGCACUACAGAACAGGAGGAAUCAUAAUUCCCUUUUACCACCUUUAACCUUAUUGCCAUUUUGCCUCUCACACCAUAUAGUAUUAUUAUUAUCAUUCUUAUCAUUACACACCAGCAAAAGGUCACCGAGUUUGAAGAAUCAAUAUGCAAUGCUUUCUUUUCUUCUGUCCUCAGUAUGAAGGAUCAGUAAAUGAAGUAUUAUUAUUUUUUUGUAACUAAUGUAAAAAAAAACACAAACAUUUUAUAGAAUUGUACAGUUUGUUUCUGCUUUUCAGGGGGGGUUGGAAGUCUUUCCUUUCAGAGAUGAGGGGGAAAGCCACCUGUCAACAUGUGUAGUAUUCAGAAUCGUGCCUACUUACGUCGUGUCCUUCCUGAGUAUCCAGAUGAAGAUAAAUAUGAAUAUAUAUGAAGAUAACACUAGUCUCAAACUCCAGGUUUGAUUAAGAUAUUUGUCGAGUACAUAUUAUAAUUUUUUUUUAAAAACAAAUAUGUAUGCCUUUUCGAUGUGCUCUUCAUUUCUUGCAUUUCUGCUUCAUUUUAUUGAAUUUCUGCUUUCUUUUUUGUCCAUUUGCAGCCCUGAGUUGUGUUUUUAGCUCAUUCUUUAGACCAUGAUACUUAUUCUGUGCAAAUUACAUUUUCUCAGCGCCUUUUUAAAACACGUCACUUGUUCGUCUGUUUUCGUCACAACUGAAGUGUGCCAUUUAAUAAUGUCCAUAUGAAGGAGACCCUGGAGUUUGAGACAAAUCAGCAUAAGUGAACAGAUAUGAGAAAAAGGAAGCCUAGUCUGUUUUUAUUUUCUCUGAUGUUGUUUUUGUUUGCCUCCAGUGUCGGGAGCAGUGGUGCAUGUCCUGCUGCUCUGUUUUCUGACUGUAAAAAAUGCAUUUAUUUUAAAAAAUAAAGUAAUUUUUAUUUAA